AUGGACAAGAUCAGAUCUUUAGUUGUUGUGAGUGCCAUCGCAAUGAUUUUGUUGUUGAACAAACAAGCGCGCUUGAGGUUGAUGACUUCUGUAUUGGACCGUGUACUUGCCAUUGCAACCAGACUUGCAACUCGUAUGGUUAUAAAAACUGGUAUUGUGCAGCUUUUAGAGUCCGGUCGGGUUGUUGCUGCAAAAAUCAUUUAUCUUUGA
Messenger RNA from Arabis nemorensis, 210 nucleotides. The record is from the annotation of a GenBank genome assembly. NCBI's taxonomy places the organism in Eukaryota, Viridiplantae, Streptophyta, Magnoliopsida, Brassicales, Brassicaceae.